Amyelois transitella is the source of this 522-nucleotide messenger RNA. RefSeq lists its product as uncharacterized. The transcript has 4 exons. The coding region runs from base 1 to 522 and encodes 173 amino acids. Lineage: Eukaryota; Metazoa; Arthropoda; Insecta; Lepidoptera; Pyralidae. The record is from RefSeq and is a predicted model, not a curated record.
AUGUGCGAAGAUAAGGAGGAGACGAGGAGUGAGGCUGUGGGGCCGAGCCCCCAGCGAUUGUGUUGGGCUCGGCGCCCGCCCGCGCCGCUUCCCGACACUAGGGGGCUCUGCUGUGCGAAGCUGCUAAGGAAGAAUGGGAAACCUAAGAAGGUGCUAAUGUUCCCAGAGGAAGGCUGGGCUCGAAGCGCCUCGUCUUCCUACUGGACCCUGCAGCCCUGCUGGUGGCGGCGGUCGCGCUGCAAAGUCGUCGAAGUUGCGGGCACUAGGAGGCACAGCACGCACGCGCGCAUGGUGGUCAGCGGGGGAAACGCAGUCUACAUUGUAGGGACAUUCAAACAUCUUGGCACCGAUGCUGAUUUUAAGUUAUACCUGACAACGAACGUGACCCAAGCAGACUUUAACAUGGGCUACACCAUGACCGGUACCCUGGAGCGGGGCUGCCGGUCCACGAACAGCUUCCAGAUGACGCACUUCGCCGUACUGCGGCGGUGCGACCACGACACACAUCUCAAGACUUCUUAG